AUGAGAGAGGAGAGGACGGGAAGGAGAGGGGAAGAACUACUUACACUAACACCUACUACUACUACUACUACUACUACUACUACUACUACUACUACUACUACUACUACUACUACUACUACUACUACUACUACUACUACUACUACUACUACUACUACUACUACUACUACUACUACUACUACUACUACUACUACUACUACUACUACUAUGAGACUAUACGUACACUCUGUAUUUGACAUAUAUGACAGACAGUCGAAACCAGUGGAAAACCCGAGUUAUGGCUAUAUUGGCCCGGCUUACAUAGUACCAUAA
Molecule: messenger RNA, 309 nt
Organism: Aspergillus niger
Lineage: Eukaryota; Fungi; Ascomycota; Eurotiomycetes; Eurotiales; Aspergillaceae
Exons: 2
Coding region: 1-309 (102 amino acids)
Source: RefSeq, a predicted model, not a curated record